GAAGAUGACGGAUACAGUUGUCGCGGAGGGACAAGUCAAGUUUAGAGAUGGAAAAAAGUGGAAGAGUCGCUGGGUCGUGCUUCAGAAGCCCUCUCCGGUCGCCGACUGUCUGUCUCUGCUAGUGUACAAGGAGAAGAAGAAGGGGAAGGAGAAGGGCGGCGGCCACAAGGAGAGGCUCAAUGUGACACUGGAGGGGAUCUGCGGUGUGGAGCCAGGGCCCGGCUAUGACGGGGUGUCCUACACUCUCUCCAUCCUCUGCCUGGCGCAGACGCUGGUCCUGGGCUUCAACAGCCGAGACGCUCUGCUGGCCUGGGAUGCCCGCGUCUGCUACAGCCUGGGAGAAGUCCAUAGGUUCAAUGUCAAUGUCGAACCGGGUACCAAACUGGAAACCGGCCCCGCCUCCCUUCACCUGUGCAACAACCUGCUGGUCCUCACCAGAGGUCUCCCUCCUGUCGUCACUGGCCACUGGAAGUUGUCGGCGUUGCGUCGAUAUGGUGCUGUGCCACAUGGCUUUGUGUUCGAGGGGGGGACUCGCUGUGGAUACUGGGCUGGUGUUUUCUUCUUGUCCUGUUCAGAAGGAGAGCAGAUCAGUUUCCUGUUUGACUGCAUUGUCAGGGGAAUCAACCCCAGCAGGGCCCCGCCUGGCCUGCGACCUUCCCUGCCAGAUCCAAAUGCUGACCCAGCUUCCGCAGAGGAACGAAUCAGCCAGGAGGCUUCAGAGCUGGAGAAAAGACUCAGCAUGUUGUCUCACUGCAGCCUAGCGAGCAGCACAGCCUCCACUUACAGCUGCAGCGCAUCUGUUGCCGGGGAUGACCGCAGCAGCCUCUCCAGCUCCUCCUCCAGCCAAUCAGAUGCGAGCUAUGGAAGCAGACUUCCACUUUGGACGGAGCCGUUAGCUAGAGCGCACCUCUCCAAUGAGACGGCGUCGAGCUCCUCCACGCUGAAGCCUUUGACCAGUUCAGAUGAUCGGCUUUAUGCUGUUGUGAUGGGAGGGUCUGGGACACAUCCGUCCUCCGCCCAGCUCCAUCCUCGUGGUCUCCAUGACAGCGGACGGCAGAGCUCCUUAGACAGUGGGAUUGGGAUAGCGAUAGGCAGUCAGUCGUCUUACUCAGGGAGCUGCUCCUCGUGUACAGGGAGUCUGGACACGGCCAGCCAGGGAGGAGGCGAGGAGUUUGGCUCUGUGGCUAGUCUACCUGCUCCUCCUCCUUCUUCACCUCCUUCUGCUCAUCCCCCCUUUUCUCCUCCUCCUCCUCCUCCUCUUUCUUCUUUUCAGUCCACACUUACCCCAGAGCACAGUUCUGCUACCUCCUCCUCCUACUCUUGUGCCUCCAGAUCUAGCUCAUGUGCCUCUCAUAGGCACAGUGAGGAAUACCAGAUCCCCAGCUUGCUCAGACAACAGUACGAUACCCCCAGGAGUCUCCUCCAGACCCUGUCCCUGAGGGAAACCUCAGCCCAGGGAGCCCCACCUGAGGAGGGAAGGGACAGCCGGAACAGUGGGGAUGGCGGGGGUAGUCAAGGGUUGAGCAGCAGCCCCACUGGACCGAGGGCUCAGAGUCAGGCCAUGAUGCAACGCUCGCACUCAUGGGGCAGCGAGGGGGCGCCCUCUGUGGACAGUGAGGGGAUGUCCAUACACAGGCCCCCGCUAAUACCUGGAGGCCUGGUUUGUGAAGAAAAACAGUGCAGUCAAGGAUUAGACAACUACAUUACACCCGAGCAGUGGCGGUCAGUGAGGAAUAGAUGCUUGAUGCAGGUUGCCAACUCCCCACCAUCAGGCCUUUCACCUCCCACAGAUACGCAAGAUCCUCCUCUCCAUGUGAGAGAGGAACAUGAUGGCAGUGUGGAUGUUGGCAAUAAGUUGGCAGGUCUGAAGAAGUCGUUUCCCUCUCUGCCACGCUCUGCUCCUCCACCUCUGCCUAUCACACUGGGCAUGUAUAGGCCAACGUCAGCCCGUGGUAUGUUCCAGUCUCCCCAUGAAGCUCCUCCAUCUGCGUCCCUGGACACUGGGCUCUGUAGUGACAGCACUAUUAAUUAUGUCAACAUCCCCAUUAGCCCCCUGCCGGCUAAAACUAACAGAGAGCUCCUGUACACGGAGCUGGACCUGCAGGAGCCCGCCUCAGCUCCAGUCUCCAGUCGGCAUAGUGCUGUCAGAGGUAACCCUUUGCAGCUCUGCAGACCCAAAGAGGGCUCCAUCAGGUACGCCCACCUCGACAUCACUGCCAUGGAAACGGCUCAGAGAGUGGGGGCGGAGCAUGUUCAGGGCAGGGAGGACAGACUGACUCAGUUGGAGAACAGGUGGCGAGGGCCACCAAACUGACUCUGCAACGCCCAACUCGAUGACACUUUAAAAUAGUUUUCAUUACAGAUUCUCUCUAUCUCUCUGAAUAAGCUAUAAUGCUCAAAUGCAGUUGAUCAUCAUACUUAAAAACACACACACACACACACACACACACACACACACACACACACACACACACACACACACACACACACACACACACACACACACACACACACACACACAGUUGUGCCAGUGUACAGAAAUUCCCACAAACAAUCCAUUCCACUAAAAAGAAGAAAACAGGAAAUGUCUGGGAAGUCUCUUAUGCAGCUGCCAUCAUGGAUGUCUUUUGUUUAUAUGUUGUAAAUUCUCAUAUACUUGGACUUAGUGUUGUCCUUUUAUCCUAGAAAUGUUUCUUUUUGCUGGCUGCAUGGCACUUAAAUAAGCUGAGACAACUGUUGACGGGGGAACUUUUUUCUAUGUGCCUCUUCUAUCAGGACGACUGCUGAACAUUGGUAUAGAAUGGUCUAAAUUAUGAGGGAAUGGCACCAAAAACCAAUGUUUACCACUUAUUAGAGAUGGGAGACACAGAAACAGUAGCUGCUGUAAUUUGUUGUAAUUUCUUUGAAAUUCUGGCUAAAUAUACCUUCUUCAGACUGUUUUGGUGUGGCUGUAUUUGUCGUUACCUUUCUUACUAAGAGCUACCAACUGCCAUUGUUUAAAUUCAUAUUAUUUAUCACAGUUUUGGAGCAUAGUAUGAUCACAUAUUGAGAUCAAGCCCUUCUCAUUGCACUGACACCUUACAAUCAACUGCUAAGAGUCCCAGCUUGCUUGGCAAUCAUUCCACAUAACAGCUUAAAAGCAUUCGAUUGAAAUAAGCAGUUUAGAGUUAUAUCUUGGGUGCAAAUUACAUUAAUCCAGGCCCGUGUGGUCCGAGCAGAACAUGACUGAGUAAUCGGCCAGCCGGUAACAUUAUUCAUCUCAGUAAUCAAUGUCUCUGUUUCUGGUCUGUAAGAGGGCAAGCACAGUGUGUGUUCCAAUUUCUCACCUCCCUCUUGAUAUUAUCAGGACAAAUUGUCCAAUAUUUGACAAUUAUUUAUUUUGUGGUAGCAGUUCCUCACCAGCGUCUCUGAGGAGAUGAGGAUGAAGACAA
Xiphias gladius (swordfish) is the source of this 3431-nucleotide messenger RNA. It is a transcript of the gene dok7b, whose product is annotated as docking protein 7b. NCBI's taxonomy places the organism in Eukaryota, Metazoa, Chordata, Actinopteri, Istiophoriformes, Xiphiidae. The coding region runs from base 5 to 2314 and encodes 769 amino acids. Gene Ontology annotation, biological process: neuromuscular junction development; positive regulation of protein tyrosine kinase activity. The transcript is spliced from 13 exons. The record is from RefSeq and is a predicted model, not a curated record. Gene Ontology annotation, molecular function: protein kinase binding.